UAAAGGUGGUGGUAGAGGGGGUUGAUAUCCUUAAAAAACAAUCAUGUCAGUUAGAUGUUGCUGUCGUCGUGUAUACGUUUUUGACAACCAGCCUUUGUAACUUAACCAUUUAUUUAACUAGUCUGUCAGGUGUGUGUGUAUAUAUACUUGCCGUAACUUCAUUUUCACUAUUAGGCUACUUAGAACAUUUAUGGUUGCAAAUGAACACACAAAACAGGUUGUGCCAACUUAAAUAGUUCAAAAGUAAAAAGUCAUGGCUAAUGAAGUGCUCUCUGCUGCUUCGUCUCCCAUUAACUCAUCCCCGGUACCAAAUGAAGAAAAUUUGUGUAGAAACUGUGAGAAAAAGCUUAAACAGCCCAAAGUACUUGAUUGCUUACAUGUCUUUUGCCAAGAAUGUCUGCAGAGUACAGUGGACGAAAUCCACAACAGAACAGGUACCAUUCCUGAUGUGAUCGAAUGCAGUGUGUGUUCUCAAGGGACAAGGCUCUCUGCCAAAGGUGUUGAAAGCUUACCGUCAGAUGAUGUCAUGUCCGAUAUGCUGGAAGUUGACCUGGCCGAUGAUGACCCUAUUGUAUGUACCAGCUGUAAAGCCAAAGAGAAGGCCAUUGCAAGAUGUUCUGAUUGUGCCAAUUUCCUCUGUCCCCAUUGUGUGUCGGCUCACCAAUAUAUGAGAUGUUUUGAAGAUCAUAAGGUUAUAUCAUUUGAAGAUAUGCAAAAUGGAGAUGGACCUAAAUUUCUGAAGCCAAUGUUUUGUCGGAUUCAUCCAAGUGAAAAUGUAAAAUAUUUUUGUCUUUCAUGUCAGGAAGUGGUUUGCAAUGACUGCAUUGCUGAAGAUCACCAGCAACCAGAGCAUUUUACUGAAAAAAUUUCUAAUGUUGACACAAAGUUUUCUGAUGAGAUUAACAAUCUGGUAACAGAGAGUAAGAAUAAAAUAAAGCUUUUUGAAGAAACUAGUAACAAUCUUGAAAAUGCUUUAACUGAUAUGCAGAUGCAACGAGAUAAUGUUAAAGGACUUGUUCAAGAAACGUUCCAAAGUUACAAAACUGCUUUAGAAAACAGAAGGGAUGAAUUAUUAAAGGAUUUAGAAGAAAUCCAUGCUGCUCAAGAAAUGUCUAUAAUAGAAAUGUGUCAUAAUGUUGGGAAGAAAAUUGAGAAGAUAGAAGAUGGAAGUAAAUUUGCAGAACGUGUUAUGAAAAAUGGGAACAGCUAUCAAAUACUCAUGUUACAUAAAGUCAUUGUCAAUCAGAUGCUAUAUCUUUUUAACAACAAUCCUAAGCCAGAUUUGAAUAGAAGUAUUGAGUUCAAGACAGAUGACGUUGUAUUUACUGAAGCCAUCCGAAAAACAUUUGGUUCCAUUCAGCUGGUGAAUGCAAAUGACCCAAAGAUUGAAAAUCCAAUAUCAUCUCUUCAUUCAUCAUUUGAAAAUGAAGGCUUCAGUCUACCCACUGGUGUACUGAGUCCGGAGUUGCCUCAAGUAUCUACUUCAGAAUUUCCCAAUAUGCAUGCAGUUACACCAGUACCUAUUACUGGGGGAUCUCAUUUUAAUUCAUUGCACAUGUCAUCAUCUGAUUCUUCCCCAAUGGGAGUUGCAAUCACUGGUGCACACAACAUUCCUGAAAACAGCCUGUCGCGUAGCUCUCACAGUCCUGCUAUGUCCGAUAGCGGCAUUUCAGUUGAUGCUGCUAGUACUAAUAGUGCACCAAGUGCCCCACUUUACCAUGAUAUGACAAAACUAGGACGAGGACAACUCUCUUUGAAUGAACACAUUGUUUCUGGAUUGAACAUAACUGUAAAUGGACUAACUACUUCUGGAAGUAGGACUGAAACGCCAGUUUCUCAAACUGAUUCCACUCUUGCCAAUAUACUUAGUCCAACUGCUACAACUUCUCCUCUUCCAACCACAAAUUUAUCAAAUAUAGAUACACUAGUGGGAUUUUUAAAUCAGACACCAUCAACAAAUAUGAUCAACAACUUGGGAAAUUUAGGAAGCUUAAGUGGACUUGGUAACAUGGGGAUAAUGAAUUCACUCACCAAUAUAAAUUCAACUUCUACAUCAGGAUCAAUAUCAAAUACUUCUAGUGCAUCUAGUAAUAAUUUUCCUACAAAUAUAUCUCCACCAUAUCCUCCUAUUCGCAGAAGUAACAAAAUGAGCCCUAUGCAAAUAAGGUGCAAAUUUGGGCAGUUGGGGCCUGGCAAAGGACAGUUUAAUUCUCCUCAUGGUUUCUGUUUGGGUCUUGAAGAAGACAUUAUUGUUGCUGAUACUAACAAUCAUCGUAUACAAGUUUUUGAAAAAAAUGGAGAAUUUAAAUACCAGUUUGGAAUACCAGGAAGAGAUGAAGGUCAGCUUUGGUACCCAAGGAAAGUUGCUGUCAUGAGAAAUACUGGAAAAUAUGUUGUUUGUGACAGAGGAAAUGAAAGAUCCCGUAUGCAAAUUUUCACUAAAAAUGGACACUUUAUCAGGAAAAUUGCCAUCCGUUACAUUGACAUUGUUGCUGGUUUAGCAAUUACUCAACAAGGUCACAUUGUUGCUGUGGACAGUGUCUCGCCAACAGUGUUUUGUAUUGCUGAAACUGGAGACCUGAUUAAAUGGUUUGACUGCAGUGAUUAUAUGCGUGAACCAUCUGACAUUGCUAUUAGUGGAAAAGAAUAUUUUGUCUGUGAUUUCAAGGGACACUGUGUUGUUGUAUUCAAUGAGGAAGGGCAGUUUCUGAGACGUAUUGGAUGUGAAAGUAUCACAAAUUACCCGAAUGGAAUUGACAUCAGUGAUGCUGGAGAUGUUUUGGUUGGAGACAGUCAUGGUAACCGCUUUCAUGUUGCUGUAUUCCAAUCUGAUGGGUCUCUUAUAGGAGAAUUUGAGUGUCCUUAUGUCAAAGUUAGUCGUUGUUGUGGUCUCAAUAUAACAUCUGAAGGUUAUAUAGUUACACUUGCUAAAAACAACCAUCAUGUUCUUGUUCUAGACACUUUAUAUAUUACAUAGAUCUAUAUUUCGUUACUUUUUUCCAUGUUUAUUUACAGAUUUCAGUUAUGCUAAUUAACCUUGGUACUGCUGAUCUUCAGCACUAGUAUUUUGUUUUCAAGCGCUGUUUUGAGAACUGUCAAAUCAGUGUUAUGUAUUUUUGCCUCUGAAUUAAUGCUGUCACUAUUUAAAUUGUUCUGUGGUGGCUUUUUGCUCUUAAAGGCAGUACCAAAGUUAACUUGAAAGAUCACAUUAAAUUUGUACAUUUCGAAGAAAAUAUAUUUUCCUCCCAGUAUUGACUUAUUUGUAUUUUACUUUUUCUUCCCUUAUUUUUGCUUGUAUCUGUUUCCCUCCAUUUUAGACAUUUUUGAAUUUAUUUUUAAUCGGUGUAUUUAAUGUUACUCUGUAUUUUGAAUCCAUAUAGAUUUUUGCAAAUUUGGUUUAGCUAUAUAUAUUUAGAAAUUGUGUUACAUCUUUUUACCUCUUGAUAUUAAAUGUAAAUAAAUUUAUUUGAAAUACAUGAGAAAAUUUUAAAUGUUUAUUUUUUGACUGUGUAGCCUUUAUAAAUAUAUAUUAAAAAAAAGCUAGUGAUCUAUAAUAUAUACUAGUCCUUUUUGUUCUACUGCCAGAUCUGAAAGGAUAUAUCUAAAAAGAAUAUUUCUUUAUUUUUCAAGUUUAAAAAUUAAAUUAUUCCCACCCCUCCCUUUGUAAUUGUCUAUCUCAAAUUAUUAGUGUUGUUUUUGCCAACUUGGAUAUUCCACCUAAGGAGCUGCUACUAAAGCAAGCAAAUUUGAUGGUACUUGUGGAGAGAUUACUAUUAACCUAAUCUUCCUCUCUUUUUCAUCAUGCUUUUAACAAGUUUAAGAGAAUUGUCUGGUUAUUAUAUCUGAAUAUUCUGUAGCUAACUAAAGGAAUAUUCUUCUAGCACUAAGUUUUGUGUGCAUGUAUUGUGUAUGAUAUAAUUGAGUUGUGAAACAUUGAGAUGGAGUUAUUUGUUAUGACUACCUACAGAGUAACUUGGGAUAAAUUCAGCCCAAACAUAGUUAUACACAUGUGCAUAUGCACACUGAAACAGACAGUUGAUGUUAUGGAAACUAAUUGCUGUUGAUAAAAGAUACUCUUUUACUUGUUUCAGUCAUUUGACUGUGGCCAUGCUGGAUCACCGCCUUUAGUCGAGCAAAUCGACCCUAGGACUUAUUCUGUCGGUCUCUUUUGCUGAACCACUAAGUUACGGGGAUGUAAACACACCAGCAUCAGUUGUCAAGCAAUGUUGGGGGGACAAACACAGACAAAUAAACAUAUACACACACAUACAAUACGAUAGGCUUCUUUCAGUUUCCGUCUACCAAAUCCACUCACAAGGCUUUGGUCGGCCCGAGGCUAUAGUAGAAGACACUUACCCAAGGUGUCAUGCAGUGAGACUGAACCAGGAACCAUGUUGUUGGUGAGCAAGCUACUUACUUACCACACACUUUGUUGGUGUAUAUGUAUUGAAUAUCAGUUCUGAUCUAUUCCCUUCAACUUAUAUAUAUUAGCUUGACAAGAUCAAGCUCUUUCACUAAGAAUCACAAGUGGUUCUUGUUCUCAAAGGUUUUUUUCUUUUUUGAUUUUUCAUAUUAAUAGAAAUUGAGUAUUUGUUGGCUACUAAAACUACUAUGCCAAAAGAAAUGUUAUGCUAUUACUAAAAUCAGAAUUUAAAAAUAUAUGUUUAAAAAAAAUUUAAAUAGCUGUAGUUUAGUGUUUGUUUCCAUCUGGUUUUCCUCACUUUUUACAUAUAUACAUACAUAUAUCCUUGAUAAAAUGUUAACCAAUUAUGUUGAAUUUUUUUCAAUAAAGCUUCACAAAGAAUA
Messenger RNA from Octopus bimaculoides (California two-spot octopus), 4806 nucleotides. Its product is annotated as protein meiotic P26. Lineage: Eukaryota; Metazoa; Mollusca; Cephalopoda; Octopoda; Octopodidae. Gene Ontology annotation, molecular function: protein binding; ubiquitin protein ligase activity; zinc ion binding. The record is from RefSeq and is a predicted model, not a curated record. Gene Ontology annotation, cellular component: nucleoplasm.